AGAAGUUUGUUAGAGUUCAGUCUGCUUAAGAAUAGAGCAAGGAAACGCGCUACGACCACUUGAGCUAUUUGGAUUUCCUGAUAUUUUCCAGAGAUUCUUCUUUGUUCACUUUGUGGAGUGUUGCUGUUAUAGAAAUGGAUUUAAUCAGGAGAAACAUUCUAUUAAUUCUUCAGAUAAUUUUGAGUUCCAAUAUUUAUUACUCAAAUACUUUUAACAUUGGACUGUCAGGUGCAAGAGUAUUUUCUGGAGCAAGAUCUGAACAGUUUGGGUAUGCUGUGCAACAAUUCAAAGAUUCUAGUGGGAAAUGGAUAUUGGUUGGAUCCCCAUGGAGUGGAGGACAGAACAGGAUGGGUGAUAUUUAUAAGUGUCCUUUGUCUGGAUCCAGAACAAACUGUGACAGACUAAACUUACAGGAUCAAGUAUCAAUCCCAGUAGUUACAGAAAUAAAAACCAACAUGAGCCUUGGACUCACUCUUGCUCGAAAGGAAAAAACAGGGAAAUUAUUGACAUGCGGCCCACUGUGGGCUCAACAGUGUGGAAGUCAGUACUUUGCCCCUGGAAUCUGCUCUUAUUUAGAUCCCAACUUCAAGCCUCAGAGCUUCUCUCCUGCACUUCAGCAGUGUGGAGGUCCAAUGGAUAUAGCAAUUGUUUUAGAUGGGUCCAACAGCAUUUGGCCUUGGCCUCCUAUCCAGAAUUUUCUUAAGAACCUAAUACAGAACUUAAACAUUGGUCCAAAUGAUGCCCAGGUGAGCAUUAUACAAUAUGCAGUCAACCCAUCUUUUGAAUUCAAAUUGAAUCAAUACAAGUCCAAAAAAGAGAUGAUUGAUGCUGCCUCAAAAAUAGACCAGAAACUUGGAGACCAAACAAAUACAUUUAAAGCAAUAGAGUUUGCAAGGUCACAAGCUUUUUUGCCUGGAAAUGGUGGACGUCAAGGGGCUGCAAAAGUGAUGGUGGUUGUGACAGAUGGAGAAUCCCAUGACAAGUUUUAUCGAGAUGAAUACAUUGGGAAAUGUGAGAGAGACAAAAUCACCCGGUUUGGAAUUGCUGUCUUAGGAUAUUAUUUAAGAAAUGACAUUGACACCAAAAAUCUUAUUGAUGAAAUCAAGUCUAUUGCCAGUACCCCAACAGAGAGGUACUUUUUCAAUGUGUCAGCUGAAGAAGCCCUCUUAGAAAUUGCAGGGACCCUUGGAGAACGAAUCUUUAAUAUAGAAGGAACUGGAAAGGCUGGCGAAAAUUUUCAAAUGGAAAUGUCACAAGUUGGAUUUAGUGCUCACUAUUCCAACAAAGAGGAUGUCAUGAUGUUAGGUGCUGUAGGAGCCUAUGCAUGGAGUGGAACUGUUGUUCAUCAAACUGCCCAGAAAUCUGACAUUUUUCCCCGGCAAGCAUUUGAGAAAAUCCUUGAAGACAGAAACCACAGCUCUUUGCUUGGCUAUUCAGUGACCACACUGACUGAUGGCAAUGCUGAGUACUAUGUUGCUGGAGCUCCUCGUUCCAAUCACACUGGUCAAGUGGUUGUUUACAACAUAGACAGUCAGCACCAGCCUAAAGUUAUAGACUCACAAAGAGGAGAACAGAUUGGUUCCUAUUUUGGUAGCGUCCUGUGCUCAGUGGACGUCAACAGGGACUCCAGAACAGAUGUGCUGUUGGUUGGUGCUCCCAUGUAUAUGAGUGAUUUGAAAAAAGAAAAGGGAAAGGUGUAUGUCUUCUCUGUUACAAAGGGCAUUUUAAGCCAGCAAGGCUUCCUGCAAGGACCAUCAAGCUUUGAGAAUGCUCGCUUUGGUAUGGCCAUUACUGCUGUUCCUGACCUGAACCUAGAUGGAUUCAAUGAUGUUAUAGUGGGGGCUCCAUUAGAAGAUGAUAACAGGGGCGUCAUUUACAUAUACAAUGGAGACCAAAUAACCAUACGGAAACAGGCUUCACAGAAAAUAUUAGGAUCUGAACUAGAUCCAAAGUUGCAGUACUUUGGAAGGUCUCUUGAUGCUUAUGGAGAUUUGAACGAGGACACAAUCCCAGAUGUGUCUGUUGGAGCUUAUGGGAAUGUGAUUCAGCUCUGGUCACGAAGACUAGCCACAGUAAAUGUAAACACAACUUUCACACCUGAUAAAAUCAGCAUUCUUGACAAGAACUGUGACAUAAAUGGGAGAAAACUCUUCUGUUUCGACACCAGAGUGUGCUUCAGGGCUUUGUUUAGUCCCAAAACACCCAUUGGUCCUGUAGCCAUACAGUACAACUUAACACUUGAUGCAGAUCUCCAGUCUACUCGAGUGAGUUCAAGAGGUUUGUUCCUCAAAAACAAUGAACGGCUUUGGCAGAAAAAUGUUCACAUUCAGAGUGAAGACAUUUGUGAAAAAUAUACAGUAUAUGUUCAGGAGGCUCCUGACGUUAUGAAACCCAUUGGUGUCCGAGUUGACAUUGCUCUUCAGAAUCCAAAUGGCAACCCCGUGCUCAAUGUAUAUGCACCCAGUGCCUGGGAGUUCUCUAUUCCCUUUUCAAUGGAUUGUGGAGUCGAUGAAUUGUGUUUAUCAGACCUCACACUGAAUGUGAGAAAGAAAGAUAUGGGCCAAAGCACUUCACCACUGCUUGUGAGCUCCAAGAACAGACGGAUCUCUUUUGCAGUGGAAGUGGAAAAUAAGAAGGAAAAUGCAUACAAUGCAAAGAUCACUGCCACUUACUCCAAAAACUUGUUCUUCUCUUCGACUGAUGGCUCUGGGGUAAAAUGCACAUUGGAGACAACAGAAACUGUAUCUUGUCAGGUUGGAUACCCUGCACUUCUGAAAGGAGAAAAAGUGUCAUUUGAGAUCACUUUUGAUUUCAACUUCGAUCAACUGCAGAAUGUGGCUUAUGUGAACUUUGUGGCUCUAAGUGACAGUGAUGAAGUCAAUCCUACCGAUAAUGCAAUGAAUAUCUCCUUUCCUCUUCAGUAUGACUCUGAAAUUAUUUUGACUAGAGAUACCAAUAUAAAUUUCUAUGUAAUUAACCAGGAUAGCCUAAUACAAACUGCAGUGAACAGUUUUGAUGAUAUCGGUCCAGAAUUCAGCUUCACACUAAAGGUGUCCACUGUGAAUUUUCCGAUCAGCAUGGCCUACCUCACAGUUUCUCUGCCAGUGUCAACUAAAGCAAACAAUCCACUGUUGUACUUAACAGGAGUCAGCACUGGAACGGGCAAUGAUUUGAGCUGCCAGACAAGUGGUUUGGUGAACUCACUGAAAAUAACAGAGAAGCCCUAUACUGCUUCUUUCUCAAAGGAGAGCUUCAGAGGAACAGAGGAGCUGGAUUGCAAUAGUGCAAAAUGUGUGUUCCUGAAAUGUUUUAUUAAAGAUCUAAAACGAACAAGCCACUACUUUCUGAAUAUUACAACAAGGAUUUGGAACGGCACAUUUGCCUCUUCAACAUUCCAGUCUAUGAAGCUUACCGUAAGUGCAGAAAUAGAAACCUCACAGCCAGAAUUAUUGAUCAUCAAUCAGAAAAGACUACCGAUACAAGUUACCAUCAGUAAACCAGGUGAAAAAGGAGAAGUUCCAGUAGGAGUGAUAGUUGGCAGUAUAAUUGGAGGGCUGCUCCUGCUAGCUGCCAUAGUUUUCAUCUUGUGGAAGCUUGGCUUCUUCAAAAGUAAGUAUGAGCAGCUGAUGAAGGAUGCUGAAGAUGCAGAGAAUGAGGAACUUCAGGGGAAUGCAUCAUGAGUGUACUGUAGGUUUACAGGAUAAUUAGAUGAACAACAAUGAAAGCUAGCUUAAUUCUUACUGUUUCUUUUAAUGUGGUCAAAAGGGAGUUUUAUGUACAGAUGCAGCCAUUCAAAAUGUGCAGUGCCGUCGU
Molecule: messenger RNA, 3813 nt
Organism: Lepisosteus oculatus (spotted gar)
Lineage: Eukaryota; Metazoa; Chordata; Actinopteri; Semionotiformes; Lepisosteidae
Gene: itga2.2
Product: integrin, alpha 2 (CD49B, alpha 2 subunit of VLA-2 receptor), tandem duplicate 2
Biological process (GO): cell adhesion mediated by integrin; cell-cell adhesion; cell-matrix adhesion
Cellular component (GO): external side of plasma membrane; integrin complex
Molecular function (GO): integrin binding
Source: RefSeq, a predicted model, not a curated record